AUGCCACUUCUUUACUCAAAAACAUAUGUAUUUCAAACUCAAAAAAUAAUGACCUCUUACAUAGAUGCGACUGUUAACAGUGGAAACAUUCAGUCAAUUACAGAAAGUGAAGUUAAUAAUAUCAAGUCCUUAAUAAAUGAUUUAAGAUCACUCCAUAAAAUGAGAUGUUGCGCUCAUCAGAUUCUUGAAACGGAGUCCAUCAAAACAUCUGCUUUGAGGGUAAAGCUUCAGGAAUUUAAAAAGCAAAAGGUAGAAGAAAUUUUCGACAAAAGAAAUCUUGUGAGAAUGCUGAAUGAAAAUGAAUUGAAGAACCUAGAAGAUUCUCUGAACUCCAUUAAAAGUACUUAUGAGGAAAGUGAACAGACACUUGAGCAACUUACUCGCAUAUUGAAUUUAUUAAGACUUCAUGAAUUAAGGUCAAAUGAAGAAAACAGUGUUACAAUUGAAGCUUUAAAUAACUGCUUAGAUAAUAAAGCAAACAAACAAAUAUUUUUGAAUGAAAAAAUUGAAGAAAUUGAAAUGACUGAAUUGAAGGUGAAAGAAACUCAAAAGAUGCUAGAUGAGUUAAAUGCAGAUAUAACAGAAGAACGUAGAAAUGCAGUAAGAAAAGUGAUCAAAUUAGAAGAAGAAACGAAAAAGCUGAAAAAAGCGCUCAGUGUGCAACAUGAAAAAAACAGAAAAUUAGAAAUACCACAUCAAGAAGUUAGUGAAAUAUUACGUUGUAAAAGAUUUGAAGAAUUCUCAUUAUCGAAUAGUGUUGAUGAAUUAUACAAUAAUAUUCAUGAAUGUAAAGUUCGGAAAUCCGCUUUAUUAAAUACAAUUCAAAAGAAAGAAAAUGAAAUUGAAACAGCUGAAGAAAAACGUGAUUUCAUACAACAAUCAUUAAAUAAAAUGUUAGAAGAACAUGAAGAAAGUUUAGAAAAUAUAAGAAAAGAAUUGAAAAAAAUUGAAGAAUCACAAGAGACUUCAAUCAAAAAUAUUGAAGCAUAUGAAAAGAAAAAAGAGAUUUUAAAAGCCGAUGAACAGCGUUAUGAAUCUGAAAAGGAAAAACUACAAAAAGUUUUCAAGACAAAAGAAACAGAAGUAAUAAAAAUUGAAAAGGAAUAUAUGAUAAAAGCAGAGAAGACAGCUGAACUUCAAGAGCAAAUCAAUGAAAUGCUUGAAAAGAUGGAAAAUUUAAAUUCAUCAAAUAAAAGUGUAAUAGAUAAUUUAAAACAACAAGCAGAAAUUAUAAAUAACCAGUUAGCUAAUGCACGUAAAGAAAGAGUUCAAUUACAACGUAGACAACGUAAAAUUCAUAAACAAAUUAGCAGUUUUAAUGAUGAACAAAAUUUAUUUGUACGUAAAUAUCAACGUCGUAUUAAUGAAACAAAAAAUAAAAUAAAUUUACUUUUUAAACAAAAAACUCAAUUAGAAAAAGAAAUUGAAAUUAACAAACAAAAAGUUGGAGAAAUUCAAACAAAAAUGAAAGUUGAAAAAGAACAUCAUGAUUAUGAAAGAAUACAUACUACAGAGAAAAUUGUUUCACUAAAUAAAUUGUUGGAUGAAUUCGUUGAAAAGUGUCAACAGAUGGAUAAAAAUGUUCAAGAUGAACUACCAAAAUUGGAAGGAUUAAAUAGUAAAGUAAAAAUGAUUGAAAAGAUUGAAACAGAAACUAAGUCAUUACAGGUUGAAAUGAAUCAGAAUAUUCGUUCAUUGGAAAAUGAAAUAAAUCGAUUGAAUGAUGAGAACAAAAAACUUGAUUUUGAUCUAAAAUUAUCAAAAAAACAAACUAAUCUACAUCAAAUGGAUUAUAUGAAUAAAUUUAUCAAUGAAAUUGAUUUAUUGAAUAUUAAUGAAAAAAAUAUUUAUACUUAUGGCUGUCGUUUAAAAACUGUAGAAAUUGAAAAUGCUCGAAUCAACACAGGUAUUACAAAGCAAGAACAAUCUAUACAAAAUAUUUGUUCAGAUUGGGAAAAAAUAUUGAGACUUAAAUCAAUAUUAAGAAAUCAAUAUCAAUCUACAACAGAUAUGAUAAUGAACAAUGAAAAUAAAGAAAAGAAAUUAAUUCAAUCAUCAAUAGAUUUUUAUCAAUAUCUUAUUAAUGUAAAAUUAAAUAUUAUUAAAGAACAAUGUAUUGAACGUGAUCAAUUAUUUAAUGAAUUUCUACCUGAAUUAAUGAAAAAUUUUAAUGAAAUGAAUCAAUAUUUUACAAUUAUAUAAUCAAUGAAUGAUUCAAAAGAAAAGUAGAGAAAAAACAUGACAACGAUGAUGAUGAGGAUGAUAUGGAAUAGGUUAAAUGAAUUUGUUUAAAUUAGAUGGAAACUAUUUAGUUAUUUUGUUUAAUAAAACAAAGAAAUAAUAAUAAUAAUCAUAAAACAUUCAUUUAUUGACUUUUUUUUUCAAGACUUAGAAGUUCGCACCCACGAUUCCGCCUUGUGAGAAUCAGUGGUUUAGGGGUUCAGCGCUUGCGCGUGAUACCGAAAGGUUCUGGAUUCGAAUCAUAUGGGUGGGAUCGUGGAUAUGCAUUGGUGAGGAGUCUUAUACUAGGACAAAAUGACUGUCUACUGUUUCAGAGUUUUUCAUAGUGGUUUAGUUUUAAUUGACUUAUUAAUUCAAUUAUGAAGUUACUACAAUCUCCAGAAAAACUCUAAUCUGGUAAUAAUCAUGAUAUGCUAACUAGUGACUGACUUUCUGAGUAAUUUCCUGGAGUUCUAGUGAGAAGUCGUGGCCAGCAAAGUUCAACUGUGUAUGUUGUGAGGCAGUUACUCGCUCAAGAUAAUAGUGGAUGGUUGCGCAAUAUCGUGGAUCGGUCGAAGUUAGACAUUAAUACCGUUGGAUUCCUUAUCAGUAGUCUAGUUGGUAAGCGUUCGCGUACGAG
This is a messenger RNA of Schistosoma spindalis, 2860 nucleotides long. The record is from the annotation of a GenBank genome assembly. NCBI's taxonomy places the organism in Eukaryota, Metazoa, Platyhelminthes, Trematoda, Strigeidida, Schistosomatidae.